This is a messenger RNA of Caenorhabditis angaria, 1722 nucleotides long. NCBI's taxonomy places the organism in Eukaryota, Metazoa, Nematoda, Chromadorea, Rhabditida, Rhabditidae. The record is from the annotation of a GenBank genome assembly.
AUGGAUGCCCUAAAAAUCAUCCUACUCUAUGUACUUUUUGCACUCACUUUGCAAUCGAGUAUUCGCGAUGAAAGCUUCGUAAGAUUCUGCGGGAAAGUCGGCGGUGGAGUCACCACUACUACUGGAAACAAUUUGAAUGGUAUGACAUGCAGAGUGACUUGGAAUAUUCUCACAAACAAUGUGAGUAAAGUACUGUAGAUUAGGAAAAUGAAUUGUUUUUUUUAGGAUGAGGUUGAACAAGUUUGCAAAAUCAAAGCACCAUACCCUCUGAAAGCUUUUGAAGUCAACAUUAACAAGAAGGCUGAAUGUACAUAUGAAAAUGUGUAUACCUGUCGACCGGAUUAUACUCAAAUAAACGGAUAUUGUUAUCGAGUUAUGUCGGAUAAGCUUAUCUCGUAUGAGGAUGCCGAGAAAAAAUGCAAGUCUCAAAAAACCAAGCUGGAAAUAUCUGGAAAAGAAGUCACCAGCGCAAUUGUUGAUCUUUUUGAUGAAGAUUUGAUUCGCAUAUUUGAAUGUAAAUAGUUUUCUUGAUCUAUCUAUCCAAAUUCGAAUCGAAUUUUUUCAGUUUAUUUUGAAGAGAUGCGAUCAAUCUGGAUUCAGCCAAGAGAUGAUUACAAAGAUCAAAUCGAUUACGAAGGUGAUAGUGAAAAUUAUGCGAUUGUUUAUGGAAUGGCAACCUUUUAUAAUGUCGGACCAAAUUCAUUGAUAAAAAUGCCGAAAAAUCAUCGUGCUCAAGCUAUGUGUCAUUAUCGAGCCGAAGAAACACCAAACAGUUUUGGAUACAAUGCCAAAAAAUUGGCAAAAUAUUAUUAUCCAACUCUGCAAAGAGGAGAUUUGACCGUUUGGCGCACUUCGGGAUCAUACAAUUAUUGGUGUGUUCGCUAAAAAUGUAAACUCGCGUCGUAACUAGUAUUUUUUUUGUAGGACUCAAAAUCAAGACAAAUCUUUUGCCAUCAAUCAAUGUCAAAAAUCAAUGGCUGCGAUUGCGGGCAAUACUGAAAUCGAUGUUUUCAAUCCAACUAAAGACAAUAUGAAAAUUUUGCGAGAAGAUGAUGCUGUCAAGGAAUCGUUCAUCAAAGCUUAUUCACCAUCAUAUCUUUGUUGUUAUGAUGUGCCAUCUUACUAUGACCGUGGUUGGCAUUAUGAUCAUUACUCAAUUAUUCUGCAUUUUUCCAAAAGUUACUCGCCAUUUGUGUGUAACCAAAACACCAAACUUCCACACAUGAGUUCAGCUCUCUAUAGUUUUUCACCUCAAUAUCACUCGUAUUUAUGCAGAGAAAGAGUUGGCACAUUUUUGUUGUUCUCUGAACCAGUGUACGUUUAUUCGAAAAAAAAAGGAAAUAAGCAUGAAUUUUCAGAAGUGGUAUUGAUAAUGUUGAAGUGUUCAAUCGUCAAGAUGCUCCACAUCUCUGCUCAAUUUAUUUCGAAAAUAUCAGAGUGAGAACCAAAUGUCCAGAUGGAUGGAAAAUGUAUCAAAGAGAAAAUGAACGAAUUGUUUGUCAUAAUAUGUUUACAGUUCAAGUAAGUUUAUGCGAAACCUUUUCAAAUAAUUCACUUUAAUUUCAGAGAAAUUAUGACGAUGCUCAAAAAUUGUGUGGAUUGCAAGGCGCACAAUUAUCAACUUUCACAUCUAAAGAAGAAUACGAUUUUCUUAGAAAUGUUGAUGCCUCGCCGUGGAUUGGAGCUCGAAAAGAAAACCAAUUGUCCACGCUCUACUCCUAG